UCCUGCAUGGCUGCGAGUUGUCAAACACUGUAACUUCCAUUCAGCCUGUGGCUGGGUAGUCGACAUAGCAAGCUGUGAACUGACAGACGGGUGGAUUUAUUAACCAGUAGACCAGAUUCAAAUGAUGUAUCUGACCUGGGGGAUGGUCUUUGUCUUGGUUCAUGUUGAAGGUUGCAGCGACACCUCCAUCGACUCAGACUUCGGCGACCAGAGGCUCCUGUCCGGCCAGAGUUUCAACCUGACCUGUAAGUUCAGCUGCCUGAAGUCAUAUCACACCGUUCAGUGGUGGAAGGAUGACCAUGUCCUCCUGAGUGCCUCGUCCAUUCAGGGAAACAUCUCCCUGUGUCUGCAUGUGAGUGAUGCCAGAGUGAAGGACAGCGGGAACUACAGCUGUAAAACACAGCCGCCCGAUGCCAUUGGCACGGUGGGAGUCAUCGUCGUGGAAGAUCUUCCUACUGCUGCCGUAUCCACAGCUACUGUGCCCACAAUCAAGACAAAGGCCGAGAUCUUGAUUGUGGGGGUGGCCUGUUACCUGUUGUUGAAGGCUGGACUUCUGAUCACCAUGGUGACUACAGUAAGCAUAGUGCUGUCCUGCCUGACUGACUGAGCACCAUCCAGCUCUUAAACCAGACUGCUAGUCAGCUUUGCUUCAAGAUCAGGCACAUAUGCCAUCUCAUGUUGUAAAUUCCCUUCAAGUUAAUUGUCGGGGUGUGUGUGUUAAAUGUGUCUGCCAAAUGGCCCAACUUUGCAACUAAGUAUUACAUGAUAAGAUGUAUUAACUCAUUACUUAAUGAACAUGUAAUUCUCAGUAACUGCAAUAAACUAUCUGCACUCAGUGUCUUGUUUUGCCGUUUCCUUAUUACGUUUACCACCACUAUAGCGUCUAUGAACUGUAUUUCUUUUGCCACUAGUCGUUUUAACAGCUUAUUAGCCAGU
Messenger RNA from Esox lucius (northern pike), 936 nucleotides. RefSeq lists its product as uncharacterized. The record is from RefSeq and is a predicted model, not a curated record. NCBI's taxonomy places the organism in Eukaryota, Metazoa, Chordata, Actinopteri, Esociformes, Esocidae. The transcript has 4 exons. Bases 122 to 607 code for a protein of 161 amino acids.